This is a messenger RNA of Alternaria arborescens, 1092 nucleotides long. RefSeq lists its product as hypothetical. The coding region runs from base 1 to 1092 and encodes 363 amino acids. The transcript has a single exon. The record is from RefSeq and is a predicted model, not a curated record. NCBI's taxonomy places the organism in Eukaryota, Fungi, Ascomycota, Dothideomycetes, Pleosporales, Pleosporaceae.
AUGUACCCGAGCCUGGUAAGUCUCCUCAAAGAGCACCAACAGUCUAUCGACAGUCUGCACGUGUUGCGUGGUGACUCCCGCAAGCUCAUAUCCCCGAAAACGCGUCGCGUUACUGUUGCUUUCCGCGGACAAAACGACCAGACACAUAAGUUUGCGCAGUUUGCUCUAGCACUACCUACGCUCGAUUCGCUUUCGAUACUUUUCCUGGAGGGAUGGACCCUGGAAGUGCAUAGAUAUUGGGGCGAUGGUCACAACAUCAGUGCAUUUGGAGACCAGAAGAUUGUAGCGCGCACACUCAUGCUUGAUGGUUGCAUGCCUGACACGUUCGAUUCUGCCCUCCCUUACGUCUUCGAUUUGUCGCGAGUGACUAAGCUAGCUCUCUCAGGCUGCAAAUUGGAUCUACUGCAACAUUUAUCCAGCUCAUGCGAACUACGGAACCUGACGGAUUUCGGAAUACGCACCCCAGAACAUUUCGAUGAAACUGCAGGAGAGAACGCACGAGCGCUGUUUUUGAAGAACCAAAGUCUUCAGCACCUCCGUCUCCACAUCAAUGGCCUCCACAGUGUAUCUCUGGACCCCCAGGAUACACCAGAUGCUACACCAUAUCUGUGGCCGCUGCAUCCCAGGCUCAAAACGCUUUCACUGUUAGAUCUAUAUCGUGAGGGGGAUAACGAGCACUUUCCUUUUAUAGUUGAACCAGAGCUUCAACAGAUAUGCAGUCACUUUAGUGCCUUGAAACAACUCGGUUUGUGUUUCUAUGACUUCGAUAUUCCUAGAAGUGAGGCGGAGAAAAGGUUUUCCUACGUAAUCAAGAUUCUGGUGAGUUCAGACUGCUUCCCGGUAUUGCCUACUGCAGCGUUCAUGACCUAUCUUAGGAACCAAUCGAAAGACUCAAGAAUCUCAAGAUCCUACAUCUUUACCAGGACCGAGUUAGGACUGUUCGUCCACCCACUCCUCAAGUGCAUAUUUGCGAAAUUCAUCAAGAGUUCGCUACACGGUUCUUCCAAUGGGCGCAUCAUCGAUGUCCUUUACUUGAGGUUCUCAUUUGGGGUACUUAUGAAGAGAAUUUCCACCAAGAGGCGUGGCAGGUGA